UCUCCGAUAACAGAGCCCAGCUCCCGCACCAGAAUCGCUACCUGUUAGAUUCUUUGUAUCCCGGUCCUGUCGGAGGACUCGAUCCAAAAUUCAGCCACCUCAAAUGGCGACGCCGCCUCCCGAGGCUCCCUCUGCUCUCAAAGAGGAGAAGCCUCAACUGCCGCCGUCGCCCAAUGGAGUUGCGCCUGCGGACGUCGGUCGCACAAGUGCGCCUGAUGCUGUAGCCAAUGCGAACCCCGACGUCUCCGUCAACGGCUCGGAGAAACCAUCGGAGGACAUGAAAUCUGCUACGGCGAAUGGGAAUACUGCCGAGCAAUCUUCAAACACAAAUGGUCUCGCCGCGACUACUUCACCGCCCAAAUCACCAUCUCUUCCGACCGCCGAUACUUCCGCGCAACCAGCCGUCGCGUCCGAAGAAUCUAAAUCUUCAAAUGUGGACUCCGUUGCGACUGGGGAUGUCAAGAAGGAAACAGCUAGUGAUACCACGUCUUCCGCUGCACGGAUCGAUGGUAACGGGGCCGCUGGCGUUGGCUCCAAAGACACGCGGGCGCCUCAGGAUGCAUCAAAGCCAUCAACUGAUACGCCAUCCGGCGCCAAAGUGGAGAGCAUCACACAACCCUCCCGGGAUUCCACUGCCGUGAAGACGGAUCUACCGCACCAUCCUUCAACCAGUGCGAAGCCCGAUAGCACGACGCCCAAGGUUGGUACCAGUACUGCGCCUUCGGUGCCAUCCUUGCAGUCUGUUGACCAGGAGAUGCGUGACGCACCGGAUGUCCCAGUCUCUCCCACCAAGUUUUCCCGGGAGCGCGAACCUGAUCCGAGCGAUGAGCGCGCUGCCAAGCGUACCAAGAUUGGGGGGCAAGGUGCAGCGCCAGGCGAGUUCAAGAUUCCUGAUCUGCCUGCACCUGAACCACGUUAUGAGAGGACGACCAAUGGAGACUCGUCCAUAACGAAGGUUCAACACAAGUUUCUCCUUAAAUCCAUUCUAAGCUUGAAGCGGAUGCACGACUCUCGCUUUUAUCGGGAGCCCGUGGAUCCCAUCAAAUUGAACAUUCCCCACUAUCCGACGUUUAUCAAACGUCCCAUGGAUCUCGGAACCAUCGAGCGGAAACUGAAGAACAACUUGUAUCGGACGGCGCAGGCUGUGAUCGAUGAUUUCUAUCUCAUGGUCCAGAAUUCUUUGACGUUUAACGGUCCCGACCAUCUGGUUGCUAUUGAGGGACAGAGACUCAAAGCCACGUUUGACAAACAGAUGGUCAACCUGCCGAGGUCCGAUGAGGUGGAGGAUAAGAGGCCCAAGAAGCCACUCGCGAAACCCUCGACAAUUCGUCGCGACCACCGGCCAGCUCCAAGCCCUGGCGUCGCGCGCGCCACUGCCGCUUCCCCCCAGGCUACCACUUUUGCUUUGGGACCGGAAGGCCUCCCUCUCAUUCGUCGUGACUCGGCCAAUGCGGAUGGACGUCCGAAACGUUCUAUCCACCCUCCCAAGCGUGAUCUUCCGUACUCCACGAAACCAAAGAAGAAGAAGUAUCAGUGGGAAUUGAGAUUUUGUCAGGAGGUACUGGAUGAGCUUCAUAAACCGAAGCAUUAUACUUACGCGAUGCCUUUUUACUUCCCAGUCGAUCCGGUGGCACUGAACAUUCCUACAUACCACAGCAUCAUCAAGAAGCCGAUGGAUUUCUCGACGGUCCAGACCAAGCUAAAGGCCGGUCAGUAUGAAAAUGCCAAGGAGUUCGAGCUGGACAUGCGUCUCAUCUUGAAAAACUGUUUCAAGUUUAACAUCCCGGGCGACCCCACCUAUGUGGCAGGCCAAAAGCUCGAGGAAGAAUUCAAUAAGAAGUGGUCCAAGAAGACACAGUAUCUGGAGCAGCAUGAGCCUCACGUCGAACAUCACAGCGCGGAGUCGUCGGAAGAAGAGAGCGAGGAGGAGGCGGACGAAAGCGAUUACGAUGCGGAGAAGCUUAGUCUGCUGCAGAAGCAGAUGGAGGAGAUGUCUCGCCAGAUCGAAGCGAUCACCCAGAAGAAGAAGAAGACUCCUCCUGGAACCAAGAAGCUGGCUAAGUCCAAGCCCGGCAAGAAGGAUAUCAAGAAGCCUAGUUCUUUGGGAUUAGGCAAAAAGGACAAGAAGAGCAGCAGCAGCGGAGCCAAGGUGUCAUCGAAACCGGAGAAGCAGCAUUGGGUUAGCUAUCACGAGAAGCAGAUAAUCUCCAACGGGAUCAGUAGUCUUCCGGACAAGAAGAUGCAGGAAGCGCUGAAGAUCAUACAGACCAAUGUCCCGUCCCUGAAGGGCACCCAAGAGGCUGAGAUCGAACUUGACAUCGAUGAGCUUCCCAAUGAUGUUCUGCUUAUGCUUCUCCGAUUCGUGAAGAAGAACGCGCCGCAUGUUGUAGAAGAGGAUCCUGCCGCCGUGGCUGCAGCGAACGCGGCCGCCCCGAAGCCCAAGAAGAACAAACCCAUGAGCAAAUACGAGCAGGAAGCGCAAAUCAACAUGCUUGAGAGCAACCUGUCUCGGUUCCAGGGCGGCGGCGGCGGCCGUUCGCCCGACCCUGUCCCAUCCGUCGAAGCCAAUGAGAGUAGCGAUGAUUCCGAAGAUGACUCGGAGGAAAGUGAGGAGGAAUGAACUAUCGCUACUGCGAACUCAUGUUGAUCUUCUAUUUUGAGGCCCGUGCACCGUGACUGGCGUAGUUAAUCCUACCGAAGGC
Aspergillus sclerotioniger CBS 115572 is the source of this 2702-nucleotide messenger RNA. RefSeq names its product putative transcription regulator BDF1. Gene Ontology annotation, biological process: regulation of DNA-templated transcription; chromatin remodeling. The record is from RefSeq and is a predicted model, not a curated record. Lineage: Eukaryota; Fungi; Ascomycota; Eurotiomycetes; Eurotiales; Aspergillaceae. The transcript is spliced from 3 exons. Bases 104 to 2620 code for a protein of 838 amino acids. Gene Ontology annotation, cellular component: chromatin; nucleus.